Molecule: messenger RNA, 354 nt
Organism: Cordyceps militaris CM01
Lineage: Eukaryota; Fungi; Ascomycota; Sordariomycetes; Hypocreales; Cordycipitaceae
Product: YCII-related protein
Exons: 1
Coding region: 1-354 (117 amino acids)
Source: RefSeq, a predicted model, not a curated record
AUGCCUCGCUUCAUCUUCCUCGUCAAGGCCACCCCCAUGACCGAAGGCCUCCCCGGCCACACACCCCCCGCCGACAUUUACGAGCGCAUGGCCCAGUACAACGCCGAUCUCACGGCCGCCGGCGCCUUUGUCGACGCGGGUGGCUUCAAACCCACAGCCGCCGGCUACCAAGUGACCUUUGACGGCGACAACGGGGCGUCGACGCAGCAGGGCCCGUUUGACGUGGAGAACGAAGCCCACGUCUCGGGCUUCUGGAUCGUGCAGGCGGGGAGCGCGGACGAGGCGCUCGGCUGGGCCAAGAAGAUUCCGUUUGGACGGGGUGGGGUGACGGUGCGUGAGCUACGCGACAACUAG